AUUUAGUUGGCUAUGCAAUAACAUUACAAUACAAAUUAUUGAUUAAAGUAAGAAAAUCAAAAUUUCAAGCAUGGAAUCCUUCAGUGUACCGGAGGUAGACAUGAUGGAGGUGUCGAAAAACUCGCAAUACGAAAGGGAGUCCAUUCUGAAGUUCGCUCCUCCAGUAGGACUAACCAACAUUAGCUACGGGAGCAUGUACAAAGUGGACUCGUUCUACCUGGAGUGCCAGAAGUACCGGGAUCAGUUCCGCGACCCGUACAACAAGCUGCUCCGCCCAAAGAUGUUCCACACAUACAGGGGAAAAUGCGGCAUUAAGAUAGAUCCAGAGUUGGAAAAGCUGAAGCGCCCAGCUGGCUCGCAUGUGGAGCCAAUUCCCGUGGUGUAUCCAAUUGAGUAUGGAAAGAAGAUGGACUUCGAUAAAGGUUUCAAAAUGACUGGAAGAAACAGCAGGGAUUCGGCCAUCGCCCGCAGGUAUCCAUGUGUGCGUGUUUUGGGCAGAUAGAUGGACGCUACGGAAUCAAAUCCAUUAAAAUCAGCAGUUUGCCUUUUCUUUACUUUAAAAUAAACCAUCUUUAGCCACUGC
Molecule: messenger RNA, 583 nt
Organism: Drosophila ficusphila
Lineage: Eukaryota; Metazoa; Arthropoda; Insecta; Diptera; Drosophilidae
Exons: 1
Coding region: 71-502 (143 amino acids)
Source: RefSeq, a predicted model, not a curated record